Molecule: messenger RNA, 1865 nt
Organism: Tachysurus fulvidraco (yellow catfish)
Lineage: Eukaryota; Metazoa; Chordata; Actinopteri; Siluriformes; Bagridae
Product: branchpoint-bridging protein-like
Exons: 10
Coding region: 225-1571 (448 amino acids)
Source: RefSeq, a predicted model, not a curated record
GUGUUGGCAUUUAUGCAGUUAUCCAGUCUGACUGGAUUAUUUUAAGUGACACAAGGUGCAUUUCUGGCGACAGGGUCCAUUUGUUUGUUUGUUUGUUUGUUUGUUUGUUUGUUUGUUUUGUUUGUUUUGAUUAAUUAAUUAAUGAAUUGACUGCCUGUAGCGUUAAUUGGUGUAUAAAGUUGGUGUAUAAAGUUGGCUCAAUUUCCCAUUGAAUUCUUUGAAAAAUGCAAACCUUCUGGAUUCUGCUCUUUGCUCUUCAAAUUAAGUACUCCUGUCUUGAUUUUAUUACGCCUAAGACAUAUUAUGAACAACGGAUGUAUGGUGAACAGCUGAGUAUCAGACUGUCGUCUGGGGCUGAGAAGUUGCAAUUUACCUAUUUGAAUGAAAGGGAGCAGGAGAUCCUUUGGUCCAAAUCUACCAAAGCUAAAAGGGGAGUAGUAACAGGAAGAAAUGAUGACAGGAAAUUUGUAAUUGCAUCGGUCACAUUCAAUGAUGAAGGAACCUACAGUGUUCUGAACAUCUGGAACAGAAAGUUAUCCAUCCAUUACUUGAAGGUUAUCACUAAAAAAAGUUCACAGGAUUGUGUGGCUGGAGAGUCCUUAAGCAUUUAUCUUCUUGGUCUACCGGAGAUUGAUGCCACGCUACAUUUUUCAAACCAAGAUUUAAACCUCACUCUGGUUAAGAGUGGCACACCUGUGGGCAACUCACAUCCUGACUAUAUGGGACGUAUCAAGGUGACUAGCAGCAGCAUUGAGUUGCUUAAUGUCAAUGUGUCAGAUGUGGGCAACUACACACUCAGUGAUCGUCUAAAUCGCAAAGUCAGGAUCGUAUCUAUGAACUUGGUUGAUAGUCAUCCAGGGUUAAAAGCAGGUCCUCUGGCUGCUCUGCUGCUGUUACUCGGUAUUCCACCAUGUAUUUGCUGCUGCUGUAGAAAGAGGAUUUGUAAAAAGACCAGCCAAAACACCACCAACACCAACAGCACUGUGAAGUAUGACAACCAAAUUAUUCCACCUGGACCUCCACCAGCCUAUGAUAGUCCUGCAGUUUCUGCUGGAUCAACACCGGGCUAUCCUCGUGGUUACCCUGCUGUUGGUGAGAGUACUGUUCAUCCUCCUCCCAAUCCCGCAUUUCCUUCUCAACCACCCUACAGUGGAUCACCUGCUAUGCCCCCUAACCCUGGCCAUACUCCUGGUUACCCUCCUGUAGGUGAGAGUACUGUUUAUCCUCCUCCCAAUCCCGCAUUUCCUCCUCAACCACCCCACAGUGGAUAUCCUGCCACAUCACCUGCCAUGCCCCCUAACCCUAAUCCCCUUUACCCUCCUGGAUCUGGCUUUCCACCAGCUCAGCCUCCUCAGUGGAGUGAUGCUCCCAGUAACCAACCUCCUCCGGCUGGUUUUGCUCCAGUGAUGUAUAAUGCUCCUUCUGUCGCUGACUCAGUCAAAGGAGAAAUACUGCCUACAACACCACUACUCACACCACCACAGCCUGAGGUGGCACAGCAUCCAGCCCCAGACUCUGCCAUCCAAUUUAGCAUCAACCAGGGAAAUAACUCAAGCUCCAACUUCCUGUAGGUUCUCCUCCCUCUUGGAUAUGUUAUAAACAAUUAAAAGAUGCAGUAGUUUUUAAAAAAUGUGAAUGGCACUGACACAUAUGUUCAUACCUUGAAAGACAGCAAUUUGAUUUUCUUAAUGGAUGUGUUCGUGGUAUAAUGAACUGGUUUUAACUGUAUAGAAAAAUUAAGGGCUAUAGUAGAUUAAUGAAAUACAAAACUAUUUUUAAUUGCCUAAUACUAUGUUUUGUACUUGGUGUACUAUGUUCGUAUCAUUUUAGAGAAAUAAAUAAAAAAGUUACAAUUUUUUACCUUA